AUGCUACUUUGCCGAAAAGCCAUUAAUUUAGAAACAGGAUGCGGAAUUAUAUGCAACAAAUGUUAUAAAUAUUUAGUAUCAAAUAAAAUGCCACCUUGUGCAUUAAAUAAUUCAAUGUGGGUUGGUGAUGUACCUCAAGAGCUACAGGAACUUACGUUAUCAGAACAAAAAUUGAUCGCUUUAUAUCGUCAAUCAAGUUGUGUGAUUAAAUUAUUUUCUAUUACACGUGAUUCUUCUUUAGCACAGACAGCAUUAAAAGGCAAUGUUAUAAUAUUUCCUCAAAAUGUAUCAGAGAUUGUAAGAUCGCUUCCAUUAUCAUCAGAUGAAUUGCCACAAUUUAUUAAAAUCAUCUUUGUGGGAAGAUCACUACCAAAGAAAGAUCAACUACGUUCGAUUCUUACCGUACGUCGAGAAAUAAUUCGAAAAGCGCUUAUAUGGUUAUGUAAGAAUAAUAUUUUAUAUAAAUAUAUACAUAUUGAUCAUUUGUUAAUUGAUACAUUACCAAUAAAUGACAUACCUGAUUGCUUAUGGAAUACUCUAUCAUUAGUUGAUGAAUCUGAAAGUCAAAAUGUUGAACGUUCUGGUUAUGUUAAUAAUUAUAUUGAGUCAAAUGAUUUACCUGAAAAUGAAAUAAUUUCAUUAAAUACAAGUGCAUUGAUAGAUACAGAUGGUGGUGCUAUAUCAUCUGUUGAUAUCAGACGACAUUUAAUAAGACAGAUCAAUACUACAAAUGAAGUUGUUACUAGUGAUAAUAAUAUAUAUUUUAUACCGCAUGGUUUAUAUCCAAUUUUAUUUCCUUAUGGUAUGGGUGGUGUCGAAAAUGAAUGUCGACAAGUGCGUGUUACCUAUGCAAAACAUAUUCGAUAUUUUUUGUCCUAUCAUGAUUAUCGUUUUGAAAUGAACACUUCAUUUAUGUUUGUAACGUUUAAUAUUUUACAACGACGCACAGCAUGUGCAAAAGCACGUAUACUUGUAUCAAGACCAUAUUUUACUUCGCAAUCUAUAGAAAUCAAUCAAUUAACAUCAGCUGAAAUUAAAAUAGCUUUAAGUCAAAUAGAAUCCAAUUCGUAUAAUAAUCAAUCAAAUCCACGUUUAGCUACUCUAAUAAAACAAUUAAAAACUGUUUCUGGAAGUGUUAUGGAAUCGAAUCAAUCAAGAUCAAAUUAUCGUAUUGAACUCCAUUCACAAAUAUUCUUUUCAGGUCUUCCAAAUAUUUUUAUUACUAUUAAUCCGUGUGAUUUGCAUCAUCCACUUGAGAUGAAAUUUGCUGGUGUAGAUCUUAAUAUUGAUGAUUUACUACUAAAUCAAAUGCCAAAAUCGCACGAACGUGCUGCAAUUGUAGCUCGUCAUCCUGUUGCUAUUGCACAGUUUUUUAAUAAACUUAUUUCAACAGUAUUAUCUACUUUAGUUGCUUAUAACAUUAAUACACAUGAAUCACAUCCAGAUGGUGAUGUAUUAGGUAAAAUCGAUACUUAUUAUAGUACCGUUGAAGAAUCUGAUCGAGGUGCAUUACAUCUUCAUAUGCUACUUUGGCUUGCUGAUAAUAAACAUUCACAUGAAUUACGAACUUCAAUAACAAAUGAGAUUUUCCGAGAAAAUCUAAUCAAAUAUCUAGAAGAUAUUAUUAAAGAAGAUUUAAGUUGUUUCAAAAACGAAAAUAUAGCAUUAGAUCCAUCAACAAUUGAAAAACAAAAUCAUACCUUACCAUCAAUAUGCUCACCUCUACCAUAUCCAAAUGAUGUAAAUUUUGAUAGAGAAAAACGAGCAGCUAUUUGUAUUUUGGCGUCACAAAAUCAAAUUCAUCAUCAUACAAGUACCUGUUAUAAAUAUCAUAAAGGAUCAAAUAUAGAUAAGAUGCCUUGCCAUUUACGAUAUCCAAAAGAAUUACAUGAUACAACAACAAUUAAUACAGAAACUGGAGAAAUUCUAAUGAGACGUGCUCAUCCAAUGAUGAACAAUUUUAAUGAAUGGCUUUUACUUGCUUGUAGGUUCGUCUCUUAAACGAAAUGCAGCUAGUCUCGAAGUAGUUGAUGUUGUAAUAUCUAUUAAGAUGUAAUAUGGAUAUCAAAUUUAUCUGGUCCGGUGUUGAUACAAAAGCCCUUGUCUAUUAUAUCAGUGAUUAUAUGGGUGUGGGUGUGGGUGUGGGUGUGGGUGUGGGUGUGGGUGUGGGUGUGGGUGUGGGUGUGGGGGUGGGUGGGGGUGUGGGUGUGGGUGUGGGGGUGG
Rotaria sp. Silwood2 is the source of this 2223-nucleotide messenger RNA. NCBI's taxonomy places the organism in Eukaryota, Metazoa, Rotifera, Eurotatoria, Philodinida, Philodinidae. The record is from the annotation of a GenBank genome assembly.